Messenger RNA from Vigna angularis (adzuki bean), 2516 nucleotides. RefSeq names its product heat shock protein 83. The transcript is spliced from 4 exons. Gene Ontology annotation, cellular component: protein-containing complex; cytosol; perinuclear region of cytoplasm. Lineage: Eukaryota; Viridiplantae; Streptophyta; Magnoliopsida; Fabales; Fabaceae. Gene Ontology annotation, biological process: cellular response to heat; protein stabilization; protein folding. The record is from RefSeq and is a predicted model, not a curated record. Gene Ontology annotation, molecular function: ATP-dependent protein folding chaperone; ATP hydrolysis activity; ATP binding. The coding region runs from base 190 to 2289 and encodes 699 amino acids.
CCUGUUUGUUUCACGCAUGUUCUCAUUUCUAUAUAAACCUCUUCCAUUUCUUCUGCCUUCAACGAUUUAUUUCUCUGCGAGUCGUUCUUAUAACUUGUGCAUUCUGCUCUGUGCAAUUCGCUCAUUUUCCUUCUUGCGUUUCCUUCUCUGAUUAAUCGGUGAUUCUUUGCGGUUAUCAUCUGAUAUUCAAUGGCGGACGCGGAAACCUUCGCUUUCCAGGCUGAGAUCAACCAACUUCUGAGCCUCAUCAUCAACACAUUCUACAGCAACAAAGAGAUUUUCUUGCGAGAACUCAUCAGCAACUCUUCUGAUGCUUUGGAUAAGAUUCGAUUCGAGAGUUUAACCGAUAAGAGCAAGCUCGAUGCUCAGCCAGAACUCUUCAUUCGACUCGUGCCCGACAAGGCCAACAACACCCUUUCCAUUAUUGACAGUGGCAUUGGAAUGACUAAAGCAGACUUGGUGAACAACCUGGGUACCAUUGCGAGGUCUGGGACCAAGGAAUUCAUGGAGGCGCUGCAGGCUGGUGCUGAUGUAAGCAUGAUUGGACAGUUCGGUGUGGGGUUCUACUCUGCAUACCUUGUCGCGGAGAAAGUCAUUGUUACCACAAAGCAUAAUGACGAUGAACAGCACAUUUGGGAAUCUCAGGCUGGUGGCUCUUUCACUGUUACUAGGGACACUGAGGGCGAGCAACUCGGAAGAGGAACUAAGAUUACUCUCUUCCUCAAGGAAGAUCAGUUGGAGUACUUGGAGGAAAGGAGGAUCAAGGAUCUUGUAAAGAAGCACUCUGAAUUCAUUAGCUAUCCUAUCUACCUCUGGACGGAGAAGACAACCGAGAAAGAAAUUAGCGAUGACGAAGAUGAUGAGCCCAAGAAGGAGGAAGAAGGGGAUAUCGAGGAUGUAGACGAGGAAAAGGAGAAAGAUUCUAAGAAAAAGAAGAAGAUCAAGGAGGUUUCUCACGAGUGGCAACUGAUCAACAAGCAGAAGCCAAUUUGGCUGCGGAAGCCAGAAGAGAUCACGAAAGAUGAGUACGCUUCUUUCUACAAGAGCCUGACCAACGACUGGGAGGAGCACUUGGCUGUGAAGCAUUUCUCUGUGGAGGGCCAGCUUGAGUUCAAGGCCAUUCUCUUCGUUCCAAAGAGAGCACCCUUUGAUCUGUUUGACACGAGGAAAAAGAUGAACAAUAUCAAGCUUUACGUCAGGAGGGUGUUCAUCAUGGACAACUGUGAAGAGCUCAUUCCUGAGUACCUUGGAUUUGUGAAAGGUGUUGUUGACUCCGAUGACUUGCCCCUCAACAUCUCUCGUGAGAUGUUGCAACAGAACAAGAUCUUGAAGGUGAUCAGAAAGAAUCUUGUGAAGAAGUGUAUUGAGAUGUUCAACGAAAUUGCAGAGAACAAGGAAGACUACAAUAAGUUCUAUGAUGCUUUUUCAAAGAACUUGAAACUGGGUAUCCACGAGGAUAGCCAGAACAGGUCCAAAUUGGCUGACUUGCUGAGGUACCACUCAACAAAAAGUGGCGAUGAAAUGACAAGCUUGAAGGAUUACGUUACGAGAAUGAAGGAGGGACAGAAGGACAUUUACUAUAUCACUGGAGAGAGCAAAAAGGCUGUGGAGAAUUCACCCUUCUUGGAGAGACUGAAGAAGAAGGGCUAUGAAGUUCUGUACAUGGUGGAUGCUAUUGAUGAGUAUGCAGUCGGACAACUAAAGGAGUAUGAUGGGAAGAAAUUGGUUUCAGCUACAAAGGAGGGGUUGAAACUGGAUGAUGAAACUGAGGAAGAGAAGAAGAAGAAAGAAGAGAAGAAGAAAUCCUUUGAGGAGCUCUGCAAGGUCAUCAAGGACAUUCUGGGAGACAAAGUGGAGAAGGUUGUUGUCUCGGACAGGAUUGUUGAUUCCCCUUGCUGUUUGGUUACUGGUGAGUAUGGAUGGACCGCAAACAUGGAAAGAAUUAUGAAGGCUCAGGCUCUGAGAGACAGCAGCAUGAGUGGCUACAUGUCUAGCAAGAAGACCAUGGAAAUCAACCCUGACAAUGGUAUAAUGGAGGAGUUGAGGAAGAGAGCUGAAGCUGAUAAGAAUGACAAGUCUGUGAAGGACCUUGUGUUGCUUCUGUUUGAGACAGCCCUUUUGACUUCAGGUUUCAGCCUUGAUGAUCCAAACACAUUUGCUUCGAGGAUUCACAGGAUGUUGAAGCUGGGUCUGAGCAUUGAUGAAGAUGAGACUGGUGGCGAUGAUGUUGACAUGCCCCCAUUGGAAGAGGAAGGUGCUGAGGAGAGCAAGAUGGAAGAAGUGGACUAAAUGCUUGUUUUUUAUAAUUUUAUGUUCAGUUAUGGUCUCGCGUCUGUUUGUCUGUCUGUCAAUGGUGGAUGACGAAAUUUUUCUGUGUCUAGCUUCAUAGGUUUUUAGUUUUGUAAUGAGAGAAUGUGUCUGUUCUGUGAUGCGAAAAUGUGUCUGUCUGUUGCAUCUAUCUUACUUUGUCAAAUCUAAGAUACAUCAAUUAAAGAAAGGAACCGUGUUUUUGCUAA